This is a messenger RNA of Scylla paramamosain (green mud crab), 2880 nucleotides long. RefSeq lists its product as uncharacterized. The record is from RefSeq and is a predicted model, not a curated record. The transcript is spliced from 5 exons. NCBI's taxonomy places the organism in Eukaryota, Metazoa, Arthropoda, Malacostraca, Decapoda, Portunidae. Bases 116 to 1099 code for a protein of 327 amino acids.
AGAAGCCUAGAAGCUCCAGUGCGAGUCUGACAGUGGUUGUGGAAGGAUGUCUGCGGUCCUGACGCGAAAAUGAAUCUGUUAUAUCUGGCUGUUCCUCCGUGAUCACUCCGUCGUCAUGAUGGAUAACUCGCCGGGAGAAGUGUGGCGGAGGCCUAUGCUGUGCUUUAUGACGGUUGUUGUGAUGGGCCAAAUGUUCACAGACAUAAUGGUUGCUAAGGGAGAAUUUGUGCAUAAAAACUUUACAGAGAGUGUUGGUGAUAGCGGCCCAUCGCUCGGUCUGCGGGGAGAGGACACCACGCAUGAGACGGAAGGGGCGGAGGUGCGGUGCCACUGUAACCUCCCGCGGUGCGUCAAGCUGGGCUACAUGUGCAAGAGUCUGCUGGGCGCCUGCUUUACCAAUAGCACGCCUGCGCCCACCCACGCCUACACCGGCAACCACAAGCUCCAUCGUCCCUCGGCACCCAUGCACGGCUGCGUCGAACUCCUGCCUGAGAACAGGCAUGCCGAGUGUAUAAGAAAAGGGGGAGUGAAGCCGCCCCAAGGAGUCCUCGCUCUCACCCCCGCCCCGUCCACGCCUCCACAGCCAGACCCCGCCCUCACCUGCUGCCGCUACGACAUGUGUAACUUCCAGGAUAUUGACAUCUACAUCCAGGUGAACGGCGACGGCCACGCUGAUAUGAAAAUACAAGACUCGGAUAUAGAAACAGUGUGGUUCCGAGCAGCAACAAUAGCGGUGCCUAUUGCUGGGGGCUUCAUACUGAUUGUACUGGUGCUACUGGCCACUAAGAUGCUUGCCAAGGAGAAUAAAAGACAAAGGAUGGCACAGCAGGUGCUAGGGGAACAUUACUUAAAGGCUGCCCUGUACCCUGGGGGAGGUUCAGCAGCCCUCACUCACUCAUCAAUCUGCUGCCACCCACCACUCACUAAAGGUGCCCUCCUGAGUGAUAUAAGCAUAAGAAAUACUUCUGAAGAAAAGAAUCCCAACUACAGACACCCUGGUGGGCACAUCUACAAUAUUGAGGAGAUCAAACCCUUGAAUGUUAUCUGUCAAGAUGACCAGUGGGACCAGAGACAGGCAGAAUCUCCACCCCUGUCUUGAGCUGUGUGCUAGACUUUUCUAAAUAUACUAUAUAUGUAAAUGGUGUUCCUCUGAACUAUACAGAAUAUUGAAGUGAGUGUUUACUCCCAUAAGCAACUGUGAAGUGCUGAUGGUCCAAGCAAAACUUGUUUGCACGAGUUAUGUGACUCCCUGAACAUGGAGGACACACUACCAUAGUUUCUUGGAACCUGUGAAAUAGUGCAGUGCUACUCUAACAAAAUACUCAUUUACUAUAGUGUUGAUGUUUUAUAAAGUUCAUGUGCUUUCAAGUGGAGAAAGUAUGUACAUUUUUAUACAUAUCAUAUGAAACAUUUUCUUGAAUUAUUUACAUAAAGCAGCAUCUUUCCUCUCAAAUGUGAGUGAAAUAAAAACUUUUGUGAUUAUUUUGUGAUUAUUUGCUCAAAAAUCAGAACUGUACUUGGGGAGUGAAAAUAUUUUUUUAUUCCAUUGCACUACUGCAGUUAUAAUAAACUGGUUCAAGUGUGAAUUCCAGGACAUUUGAUUUAUUUGUGAUAAAAAAUGGCCACUAGUUAAAACUUACAGAAAUUCUAUGAAUCAAAAAUACCAAUAUUUUCUGCUGAGUUUAUAAUGAACUGUGUGAUGAAAAUGAUUGUUCUGGCAAGCAAUGUUAGAAAUGCCCAUGGUGGGGAGCAAAUCUUGUACUGGGUCAACUAGUAGUGGUCACAAGUUACUUGCAAUGAAAUUAAGGGAAUUAAAAAAAAGCCUGCAGUGUGGGUUGUAUAAAUUUCCCAUGUACAGAUAAGUGCAGUGUUAGCAGUAUUACAUUGGAUCUUAGAUGUGCAAGUAAAGCCAGGAAAAAUAUACAUUUCCUCACCAAAAAUAUGAUGUAAGUCUACUUAUAUCAGGUGAUUAAUUAGAAAAAUAACAAGGCAUAACAAGCACAUCACAGAAAACUGAAUUUCCUGGACAAAGCUGUGAUAUGUUUAUUUGCUUUUUUCUUCUCAUGUUGUUCACAAGGUGCUUCAAGUAAGGCAAAGCUUUGCUGCCUGUAAGCCUUCCAGAGCUCAGGACUUUAGCCACCUCAAACAUUUUAAGGAAAAUCAAUAAUGACUUUAUAGAUAAGGGUGUACCAUGAAUGAUUCAAAAUUUAUGUUUGAUAAAUCAUUUAGUCUUGUUAGUUGACUAUGGUUUGAUUUCUUUGGUUUGGCAAAAACCUUUGCCAUGUGAUGACAUUUUCACAUUGAUGGUAUACAAGAUAAUUUGGAUAAAACAACCUGACUUUGUAUUGUCCACAUAUAGACUGGUAGAAAUAUUCAGAUGUAGAUGGUUUGUUAAUAAGUUCCUACUUUCUGCAUUCCCAAUAUAUAUGGUGGUUUAGUUACAAAAAAAUUAGUUAUUUCCUUAUAGAAAGUAUGUAUGCUUUAACUUUCUCCUGUAUUUAUAGGUUUUUAAGUGGUGAUGAUAAUCUUAUUAAAAGCAAUGUGAUUUUGGAAAUAUUUUGAAUAUUGAGGGGAACAAAAACAAUGCAACAUGGAUCAAUUUUUAGAUCCAUUCAUAAAUGAUGUGUAAACAAUUCUUUCUUAGCCAUGACAUUCAAAAUGAAUAAAUGAGGUUUUUGAUGUUGAGCAAGCUUAUGCAGCAUAGCUUUUAUGUAACAAGUUAUGAAGGUUGAGUGCUGUACUUUUCUACUUUCCCAUAUGUGAUGCUACAAUGAGAGCACCCUGGUGCUUCAACAUGUACGAGUGCUGGAGGAAAUUUUUGCAGGCAUGAAUAUGUCUGGUGAUAUUACUUGCACUUUGUGAAUCAAAUAUUUAUUGCAA